AUGUCGGCCACCUCCACAUCCCUCCGUUCGUUCGCCAAUUCCUACUCUUCUUUCUCCUCCCGACCACAACCUCAACGAAUGGCCCAAUCUCAGACUCCUGGUUUGGACACGCUCGCGGAGGGUUCUCAGUACGCACUCGAGCAAUUACAGUUGGCCCGUCAGGCCAGCGCGUCCAACCCGCCCAUUGACGUCGAGAGCAAACCGAUUCACGAAAAUGAGUCGAUCGAGCCACAAUCAUAUCGCGAGACAACUGGCAACCAUCCGAUGGGCAGGGCAGCCUCACAAUCGCACGAUUCACUUGUAGACGCGCGGUCGGCCAUCCGAAAGAACUCCUCGACGUCGGCAGUCCGCCGCAGAAUCAGCCGAGCCUGCGAUCAAUGCAACCAGUUGCGCACCAAAUGCGAUGGACAGCAACCUUGCGCGCAUUGCAUCGAAUUUGGCCUCAGCUGUGAGUAUGCACGCGAGCGCAAGAAGCGUGGAAAGGCCUCGAAAAAGGACCUUGCUGCAGCCGCGGCGGUCGCAUCUUCCAACAGUGACAAAGGGCAGCACGAGGGUGGGCUGCCCACCAGCAACACCCGCAACACCCGCAGCACCAAAAUCAGCAGCAGCAGCAGCAGCAGCAACAACAAACUCCCUUGCGGAGUAAUGGGGCUGCAAGUCUGGCGAGAUUGCAGCAAACCCCACCCCGCCGCCGCGGGGCAUCCGCAGCAAGCGGUAGGAUCAGGGAUGGACGGACUGUCGCUCAGCUAUGCCAAUGUUCCUGAAUCAAAUCGACCGUCCAUGCCCGUUCCCGAUAUGCGUUCACUCCAAAUGAUGCAACAGAAUGGGAACCCACGAUCUCCAGCCCCGGUGCUUCACUCGCAAGGGUUCGGAUCAGGAUACCAUGAUGGCCAAUACUCGUUGUUGAACACACACGAUGCCAAUGCGACCUCGGUCAGCCAUUUUCGACUCGGCGGUACAGCGGAAAACCCAGCGGCCCCCUUCAUGGGAUUCUCGCCACCAGCGCAGUCACCGAGCUGGCUCCCACUCCCACCACCAUCCCCUGCCAAUUUCCCGUCCUUCAGUAUGGCGCCCUUUGCUACUUCUCUAAGAUACCCCGUGUUACAGCCAGUUCUCCCGCACAUCGCGUCUAUCAUCCCUCAGUCUCUUGCGUGUGAUCUUCUGGACGUAUAUUUUACCAGUUCAUCCUCCUCACACAUGUCGCCGUCGUCGCCCUACGUUGUGGGCUUUGUAUUUCGCAAGCAGUCAUUCCUGCAUCCCACUAAGCCGAGAGUCUGCAGUCCCGGCUUACUAGCCAGCAUGCUGUGGGUCGCAGCUCAAACGAGCGAAGCAGCGUUCUUGACUUCACCGCCAUCAGCGAGAGGACGGGUCUGUCAGAAGCUGCUCGAGCUGACGGUCGGUUUGUUGCGGCCUCUCAUCCACGGUCCUGCCACGGGCGAGGCAUCGCCGAACUAUGCGGCCAACAUGGUGAUCAAUGGUGUUGCUCUUGGAGGAUUUGGAGUCUCAAUGGACCAACUAGGCGCACAGAGCAGCGCGACCGGGGCGGUGGAUGAUGUUGCCACCUAUGUCCACCUCGCGACAGUGGUGUCGGCAAGCGAGUAUAAGGCUGCUAGUAUGCGAUGGUGGACUGCGGCGUGGUCACUCGCUCGUGAGCUCAAGCUAGGCCGUGAAUUACCUCCGAAUGCCAGCAAUCGUCAGGAGGGCGAGAUUGAGGGAGAAAACGAUUUGGAUAUGAAUGGGAACAAGAGGCAAUCAAAUCCGCUUCUUAACGCCAUGGGCGGCCAUGGAUCCGGAAGCUCCUCAAUCAAUCUUACUGAAGAGGAGCGAGAAGAGCGCCGCCGCAUCUGGUGGCUUCUAUAUGUGAUGGAUCGACACUUGGCGCUGUGCUACAAUCGCCCCUUGACCUUGUUGGACAAGGAAUGCGAAAGCCUGCUACAGCCUAUGAACGAUGACCUCUGGCAAGCUGGCGAUUUCUCGGCUGCAAGCUAUCGCCGCGCUGGCCCAGCUUUUGAGUGUACCGGCCAUAGUACAUUUGGUUACUUCCUGCCACUCAUGUCUAUCCUUGGAGAAAUUGUGGACUUGCAGCAUGCCCGAAACCACCCUCGGUUUGGCCUACAUUUCAGAAACAGCGGUGAAUGGGAGAGCCAAGCCAUCGAGAUCACUCGACAGCUGGACGUCUAUGCGCAAAGUCUCAAAGAAUUUGAAGCACGCUAUACCAGCUCGCUGGCUCUAGGUGGAGAUAAUGAUACAACGAUGGAGGGUGCGCACAUCAAUCACAUGAGUCCCUCUGGUCGGUCGAACAGUAGUACGGUUGGGUCACAUGUGAACGAGUCCAUUGUCCACACUCGAAUGGUUGUCGCUUACGGGACGCAUAUCAUGCAUGUGCUCCAUAUUCUCCUCGCAGGAAAAUGGGACCCGAUCAACCUUCUGGACGACAACGAUCUAUGGAUCUCUUCCGAUUCAUUUAUCACCGCAAUGGGGCAUGCGGUCAGUGCAGCCGAAGCGGCUGCCGAUAUAAUCGAGUAUGACCCGGACUUGAGUUUCAUGCCCUUCUUCUUCGGCAUCUACCUGCUUCAAGGCAGUUUCCUCCUUCUUUUGACGGCCGACAAAUUGCAGGGUGACGCGAGUCCCAGUGUCGUCCGAGCCUGCGAGACAAUUGUGCGCGCACAUGAAGCAUGUGUCGUGACAUUAAACACAGAGUAUCAGGUAUGUUACACAACCUGCGCUCUUUUUCACUUUUAG
Molecule: messenger RNA, 2742 nt
Organism: Penicillium diatomitis
Lineage: Eukaryota; Fungi; Ascomycota; Eurotiomycetes; Eurotiales; Aspergillaceae
Gene: xlnR
Product: putative C6 transcription factor
Exons: 3
Coding region: 1-2742 (913 amino acids)
Biological process (GO): regulation of DNA-templated transcription; DNA-templated transcription
Molecular function (GO): DNA-binding transcription factor activity, RNA polymerase II-specific; zinc ion binding; DNA binding
Source: RefSeq, a predicted model, not a curated record